Messenger RNA from Ostreococcus lucimarinus CCE9901, 1056 nucleotides. RefSeq lists its product with no specific name. The coding region runs from base 1 to 1056 and encodes 351 amino acids. The record is from RefSeq and is a predicted model, not a curated record. NCBI's taxonomy places the organism in Eukaryota, Viridiplantae, Chlorophyta, Mamiellophyceae, Mamiellales, Bathycoccaceae. The transcript has a single exon.
AUGGCGAUCCAACAGGCAUUACAACCCAAGGACACUGAAUACGAGUACGAGUACGAGUAUGCGGCGGAAUCCAUCGAAGGCGCGCCCAAUAGACGCCGACGGCGAUUAUUAAGCGCUUCUGAAGCCAGGGCGCGAAAACUCCCGGAAGGUGCGGAGGUCAUAACGCAAGUUCAACAUCCAGUCGACUUGCGCGCUGCGGCAAAACGCGCACUUCAGCGAAGAAACGGUACGUCGACGGAAUCGAUCGAAAGACGUCAUCUAUCUGAAAUCGUGGACGUCACGUACGACGACGUUGAGCUUUUCACGACGAAUUGGUUCGAGUCUUUUCCCGCGACGCUACCACUCGCUAUUCGCGACCGAUUCAUCGCUUUACUCGAAGAAUACGUCGUCGAUCCCCAAAUUCGUAUCAGUUUGGACAUCACGGUGGCUUUGGUCGGCGUCGCGACGCCAGGCGUCGGGAUCACGACCUACGAAGCGGCGGCGGAGAACACGAUUUCAAACCAAAUCGUAUUUCACGGCUACGACGCCGCUAUCGAUUUCGCAUCGGCAAUCGAUCCCGCGGUGGCCAUCGCCGGAAGUAUUUCAAAAGGCAUCGCCGUGGCCAACGCCAUCGACGACGCGACGAAAAUCAUCGAUGCGGUCACGAGCAUCGUGAACGAAGUCAAUUCCAUCGUCGAGAGUGAUAUCGCGUCUCGCGAGGCCGAUGCCAACGGCGAGGUUUCCGCGCAGGGUGGUGGAGACGACGCCAACAUGACGUUAACCGAGCGCGUCAAGCGAUGGAUCCGUCCGUUGUCGAACGACACCGCUGUCGAAGGUCCUCGAGGCGUGGACACCGCUCGAGCGACGCAUUUCACAAGCCUCGGCAAGAACACGUCCACAAACGGGGCGGCAGACUACGACGAAUACGAAGACGCCGGCGGUGAGGCGCGAGCGAGCGACUACGUGGACUACGACUACGAACCUCUGGGCGCGGUGAGCGGAACGUACGCAGUCGCCGUUUCGCUCAUUUUCCUCGAGCAGAUCGCACUCAACGGCGGGUCGAUCACUGUAAUUUAA